GCCAUACUUGGAGCCAGGGACCACGGUGGGCCUGUGGAACGGCCUUCAUCGCCGGUUCUUGAGGAUGAACGAUCAGAAAGAUAUCGACUACUGGCCCGGUGGUCAAGUGGGCCCGAUGUUGCCUGGGGACUGGAUCUGGGAGAAGUUCACCGUGGUAGAUGCAGGGUACGGGGAGGUUGCCCUCUACUGCAAGCAUCACAAGCGCUUCCUGUCCAUGAAUGCCGACAACAUGUAUGCCAGUGACGAAACAGAGAUGAGCCUCAAGGAUGGCUGGACUUGGCAGAGGUUCGCCGUGGUACCGGCUCCCGGGGGUAAGAUUGCCCUGCACAACCGAGCGCACAACCGCUUUGUCCAGAUGACCGAGCACAAUGUGCAAGCUAAAGGUCCAAACGCUCCUCAAGACUUCGAAGCCGGGUGGACAUGGGAGAUCUUCCACGUUGUGCAGGUGCCAGACACGAAGGCAGGAGAUCCCCCUUUGGCAGGCAUGGUAUCCUGGUUCAGGAGUGAGGAUGCGGAGGUCGCCUGGCGGAGCGCUGUGGGCUCCUAUGAAGCCUUCGGAUCUGACGGCGUCCAUCGCAAAGUUGAAGCGGGUCAUGGUGCAGCUAGACCUGUGGCCUACAUGGCCGGAGACCAUGGUCAGACCUACAACUUCGGCAAGGUUCUGUCUCCAACCUACACGGUUUGCUCCGUCAGCCGUUACACCGGAGCCCACAAAAAGCGCGUGCUGCAGACUGAAUUGCCUGCCAACUGGCUUCAUGGGCACUGGCACGGGAAGGCCGGUGUUUGCCACUACGGUGAGUGGAACACGCCGCAUGAUGGAUCCUCCACCACGGAUUGGGUGGUUCUCUGUGGCAGCAAUGGACACAAGGUCUUUGAUGGCUCCAAGAACAACAUCGCGAUCAGCAAUGGUCACGGCUUCGACAGGGAAUACCACCUGAAAGUCAAUCCGCAGGACGGCUUCAAGGAGUUUUCGGACUUUGGCGUGAUGGAGGUCAUCACAUGGAACCGGGUGCUGUCGGAUGCGGAGAUGAUGACCACCAUCGACUACCUUCAGAAGAAGUUGAAGCUGGGUACGGCGUAG
Symbiodinium pilosum is the source of this 1081-nucleotide messenger RNA. The record is from the annotation of a GenBank genome assembly. NCBI's taxonomy places the organism in Eukaryota, Dinophyceae, Suessiales, Symbiodiniaceae.